Molecule: messenger RNA, 2152 nt
Organism: Manihot esculenta (cassava)
Lineage: Eukaryota; Viridiplantae; Streptophyta; Magnoliopsida; Malpighiales; Euphorbiaceae
Product: phosphoinositide phospholipase C 6
Exons: 9
Coding region: 128-1930 (600 amino acids)
Biological process (GO): lipid metabolic process; phosphatidylinositol-mediated signaling
Molecular function (GO): phosphatidylinositol-4,5-bisphosphate phospholipase C activity
Source: RefSeq, a predicted model, not a curated record
GAACAAAGCUUCAAAGCCUCCUCUAUUCUUGGAACUCAACGAGACCCUCCAUUUCUCUCCCCUCUCACAAUCUCCCCCUCUCUUCCUCUCUCUCUCAACCAGAGGGCUGGAAAAGAGAAAAUCAUCAAUGGGGAGCUACAAGAAAGUAAAGAAGCAAAAGAAAUCGCCAGACACCACAAAAGAUGAACUCGGUAGCUAUAAUUACCGGAUGUUCAAUUUUUUUAACCGGAAAUUUAAGAUCACGGAGGCCGAGCCACCAGCUGAUGUUAAAGAAAUUUUCGCCAAGUUUUCAGGUGGCCAACGCCAAAUGAGUGUGGAGCAAUUUCGCCGGUUCCUUGUGCUUCACCAAGACUUGAUGGAUUGCACCUUGGCAGAUGCUCAGAGAAUUGUGGAGGAUUUAAUUAAAAAGAGACACCACGAAACCAAGUACAAAAACAGACGUGGGUUUACUCUUGAAGAUUUUUUUCAUUUUUUGCUUUUUGAUGACCUCAAUGGACCCAUCAUUCCUCAGGUACACCAUGAUAUGACUGCUCCAUUGUCACAUUACUACAUAUAUACAGGACAUAAUUCCUACCUGACUGGUAACCAAUUGAGCAGUGACUGUAGCGAGGUCCCAAUUAUAAGAGCUUUGAAAAGGGGUGUAAGGGUAAUUGAAUUAGAUUUAUGGCCAGGUUAUACAAAAGAUGAGAUUCUUGUUCUGCACGGAAGGACAUUGACUACUCCAGUGCCAUUUGUCAAAUGCCUGAAGGCCAUAAGAGACUAUGCUUUUGUUAGUUCUCCAUACCCGGUCAUUAUAACUUUAGAAGACCACCUUACACGAGAACACCAGGCAAAAGCUGCAGAGUUGGUCACUCAAACAUUUGGAGGAAUGCUGUAUUACCCUCAGUCUCAGUCAGCUGGCUUAGUUGAGUUCCCUUCUCCAGAAUCAUUAAAACAUCGAAUAAUUAUAUCAACCAAACCACCGAAGGAGUAUCUUGAAUCUAGUGGUAUCAAGAGGAAAGGUUCUGCAGGGGGAAAGAAUUCAUCUGAAGAAGAAGAAGAAGAAGCAGAAGCAGCUGGGCUUGAGGCUGAUGGUAGGAGUGAUAAUGAUCAAGAUGAUGAAGAAUUUGACAAUAAAUCAGAAGCAGCUCCUGAAUACAGACGUCUAAUCACGAUCCACGCUGGGAAACCAAAGGGUGCCCUAAGGGACACGUUAAAGGUUGCAGUUAAUCAAGUUAGACGCCUUAGUAUGAGUGAACAGGAAUUGGUAAGGGCUGCCACAUAUUAUGGAGCGGAUGUAGUGAGGUUUACACAGGAGAAUAUUCUAAGAGUGUAUCCUAAGGGAACACGAAUCACCUCAUCUAAUUACAAACCUCUUAUUGGGUGGAUGCAUGGAGCUCAGAUGAUUGCAUUUAAUAUGCAGGGAUAUGGAAAAUCACUUUGGUUGAUGCAUGGGAUGUUUAGGGCCAAUGGAGGGUGUGGUUAUGUUCUAAAGCCUGAUUUUCUAACGCAAAAAGGCGAUGAGCAUUUUGAUCCUAAAAGAACACUAUCAGUGAUUAAGACUUUAAAGGUGAAAAUGUAUUUGGGCGAUGGAUGGCGGUUGGAUUUUAGCCACACAUACUUCGAUGCAUACUCCCCACCGGACUUCUACACCAAGGUUUACAUUGUUGGGGUACCGGCUGAUUGUGCCUACAAAAAAACGAAGAUAAUCGAGGACAACUGGGCUCCAGUUUGGAACCAGGAGUUCACCUUCCCGUUGACGGUUCCUGAGCUAGCUUUGCUUCGCAUUGAAGUACGAGAAUAUGACAUUUCCGAAAAGGAUGACUUUGGUGGCCAAACAUGUUUACCUGUCUCAGAGAUAAGACCAGGGAUCCGAUCGGUCCCUCUUCAUGAUAAGAAGGGAGAGAAGUUUAAUAAUACAAGGCUUCUAAUGAAGUUUGAGUUUGUAUAAACUUGUAUGCAAGGUACACAUUUUUCCCCUGAAUGGAUGUAUACAGAGAGGUAAUUAGUUGAAAUGAAAUCAUCAUCAAAGAGCAAUUUUCUCCUUUUCAUUUACUUGGAUUGAAGCUAUGAUAGUGAAUUUUGUAAGCAAUUAAUUUUGUUCCCCAGUAUGUCAGUGAUAUCAAACCAGGCAAUCUAUCUUUAUGAUCAGUUGUGGUCACUUCUAAAAGCA